GAUCAUGGAGGAAUGGACUGCUGAGUGGAACCUUUCGUCCUAUCGCUUCUUAUAACAGGGGGAUUGAAGCCGAAGGCAGUCAAUCAAAAUGCCUGAGAAGAUGGUGGACGGUGGGAGAAAGCUUGUAACGCUCGACGACCUCAUUGACGCCUUGGAUAAGCGCGAGAGAGCGCCGAGCAAUGUCCCGAAGGUUGAUACAUUCCACUUCAGAGGAGAGCGGGUGUCCGACUGGCUAGACCUGACGGAGCAGGCACUGGUGGGAUUGUCAGGUGAGGUCAAGCUCCAACGGGUCCUAAGAUAUGUCCUUCAUAGCCAUCACCAGGAAGUGGGCAAGGUCGUGGAUGCUGCCAAUGGUAGUUGGGCGAGGUUUAGGGACAUGAUGCAGAGAAAGUACAGAUUAGGGGAUGACCUGCUGACCAUAGGGGAUUUGGAGGCGAUGAACAAGGACGACUUCUCCACGAUUGGGGCUUUCGUACAUGAGUUUAAAAAGAGGGCGAGGACGGUGCACGGGAUCUCCGAAGAAACGCAGUGUGCCAUAUUCUUGGGUCUGCUUACUUGCUCGGAGGCCUCGGAGCUGACGGGUCACGGAGGGGGAAGUGAGAAACUCACAUGGACCACUAUCGACGAAGGGGUGGAAGAGGGGAGCCUGGACCAGGUGGAACAGCACCAGGUGCGGCUGCAAAGGCGCAAGAGAAAGGAAAGGGACGGCACCGCGUCCGGGACCCCAGGGGUGAAGAGGAUCGUCACGGACGUAUUGGCAGCGUUGGGGUAUGAUAAUGAGGCGGAAGUGCAAAAGAGGGGAGUGACCGUGGCCCAAGGCCGGGGGUCGGGGGCAGUCGAAGAGGAGGCUAGGCGCGAGGACUAUGGCGGAGAAGAGACGGGCUCCCAGAUCCUAACCAAGGCCCAGAGGAAGCAGCGGAACCUACAAGUGGGGGGUCAAGGAUCCGGGAAAGGUUGUAAUCACUGCACCUCGUGCGGGGGUAGUCAAACUCUGCCCGGGCAAAUGGUCCCUUAUGCUGGCCCAGCGGUAAGUAUGGAGCCCCCGAGCUACCCUGCGGCUCAGGGUCAGUUUGUGGCCCAAUCGCCUCCCUCCCAGCAGGCCUCGCAGGCUAGCGUGGCUGGGGGAGGAAACCAAGGACAAGGUGGGCAAGGCAAUGGAGGCCGAGGUCAAGGGGGCCGAGGAGGUGGUGGCCAGGGCCGAGGAGGACAUGGUGGGGGUCGCGGAGGUGGUUGGAAUGGUCAAAGGGGCCAGGACCAAGAUGGACGAGGCGGCCAGGGAGGGGUCCAAGGGUAUGGGAGGCCCCGCUUUGAUUGGCGAAAUGCCACUUGUUGGCAUUGUGGCGAUGUAGGCCACACGGUGCGGUUCUGCGAGCGGCGGCGAGAGGAUGAAUUAUCAGGGUUAAUCUCCUCUUGUAUGGACGGGGACAUAUAUGAUAAGUGGGGUGAGCAUAUUGACCCCAGGACCCCGGGAGGAAUCAGGCAAGAGGCUCUCUGGCGAGCAACAGCGGGACCCAUGGCACCCCCGACAAUGUUUAGGAUGUGGCAGGAGAAGGAAGAGCUGACCGUAAGAGUCGAGGAGAUUGUAGGGGAUAGUGAGGAGGUCACUCGGCGACUAAAGACGGGGACUGUAAGGGAGGAGCCGAUAGUCAUCAAAUCGGAUGACGAGGGGCAGGAAGGCGAAGGAGAGCCGGCCUUAGCCCUCCUGGGGAGGAUGGAAGACCUGCUGGAAAAGGUGGGAAGGUACCAGCGGAAGUUGCAGGCUCUGUGUGAAGAAGCCCGAGAGUGGGAGGCCAAUCUGCCUGAGGUCUUCCUCUACGACUCCGGACCUGAGCCUUCGCCAGGACAACAGAGGUACCCAAGAGUGGCGACUGUAGGGACGGACCCUAGGUCAGGUAUGGCCUAUAGACCCCCCACGUCGCAUGGGAGGGUGCCGCAGGCGGCUCGGACUAGGAGCCAAGACAAGGCCGGGCCUAGCCAAGAGCCCAGUCAGGCACCCCCUCGAAAGGAGUCGGAGCCAGAACGUAGGAAAGAGGUGGUGGAGGUCCCGGAGGAAGAGGAAGAGGAAGACGAUGAAGAGGAUGAGAGGCUCCGACAAGAGGAGGAUCAGCGGGCGGAGUUGAGGGCCAAAAAGAGAGGAGCCCGGGAGGAGGCCGAGCCAAGCCUACCCGACAGCGUACCUAAGAGGAAGAAGUACGCGGUCCGGAUGGAGGAAGGUUUUGACGUGGAGCGAAUGGUGGACAAGCUCCUGGAAGGCCACAAUGACUUGAUGAACCUGAAGGAUAUCCUGGCGUCGGCGCCAAGGCUCCGUGGGGAGUUGAAAGGGCGACUGUCGGACCAGAAGUGUACUGGGAUGGUGGACACGGGCGCAGAGAUGAACAUCAUCAAGGAGAAGGAGGCGGUAAUGAUAGGCAUGGAGGUCGAUCGCUCGGACCAUGGCAUGCUACACGGCGCUAACUGCAAGGUCGCCUUUUGCGGCACAACGUCAAAUGUGAUUAUAGAGAUUGGGAAAGUGCGAGCCAGAACUUGCUUUUUCGUUAUGCCCGAUGUCGAUCACCCCAUCCUCCUGGGGCGGUCGUUCCUGUGCAGGACGGAAACCUUGAUCUUCAACAAGCACGACGGAACAAUGAUCCUGCUCCUGUGCGACCCGACGUGUAGGAAUUAUGAAGUUAUCACCUGCCGGAACACGGGGCCGGGGAGCGGGAGGAAUAGGCCCAAUCUAGGCUCGUUCACCUUUGAGGAAUCAGAGAACGAGCGGAGACGGCUUUGGCAAGUGCCCGGGGAGGAAGAUAGGGCUGAGGUGCUGACAUUAAGCCUCACGGAUGUGAAUAAGGCCAUGGAGGUGGUAUCAGCUCACGACAUGGCGGAUCCGGAGGCCAUUAAGGCAUUGAGAGAGCAGGUUUUGUCCGAAGGAGAAGGAGGAAGACGAAGUGUGUCCAGUGUACAACGCUUUGUCUGGAAGCAUGUCCAAGACAUCGAUCAGGUUCUGAGGUUAUUGGAGGAACAUAACCUGACGGCGAGCGGCCCCAAGUCGAAACAUUGUAUGAGGGAGGCCACGAUUUUAGGCUUUGUCUGUAAUGAGAGUGGGCGAAGGUCUGAUGUAAAGAAGACAGACAAGAUUCUGGAGUGGCCGGUGCCCUUCCGCUUGAUAACAGAUGUGAGGAGCUUCCUUGGGACGUGCGGAUUUUGGAGGAGCUUCGUGAAGGACUUUGCCACGAAGACGGAGCAUUUAAGGAAGUUGGUGCGCCAGGAUCAAGAAUGGGUCUGGGGCGAAGACCAAGAAGAGGUGGUCGGUAGGAUGAAGGGAGAGUUUAAGGAAGAAGGCUUGGUAUUGGGAGUGCCAAACUAUGAGGUCACGGAGGAAAGACCAUUCGUCUUUGAGACGGACGCUGGGCCAACUGCCUUGGGAGGAGUCCUGAUUCAGGCGGAUACUGAGGGGAAGGAGAGGCCGCUAAGAUUCGAAAGUCGUACCCUCAAUACAACUGAGAGGAACUACUCUCAGUUCAAGAAGGAAACGCUGGCGGUACUUCAAGAGGCACAUCUUGAGGGUGGACCCUACUGCACUGGCAUUUGCGUCAGCCACCCCAUAUGGCUGGCACCAAAGGGGUACGAGCAGAAGGAGGAGUUAGUCAUCAAGCCCUUUCAGGAGGAGGAUCCAUGGGGGAGUAAAGAUGUUGGUUGGAUGAUGAAGUUGGCGUUGGCAGGUACGCACAGCCUGGUGGAGGAAGUGAGGACAAUAGAGGAAGGCCCCACUCAGGUAGAGGAGCAUGAGCAGCUAAUGGAAGGGAUGUACCUGCUCACCAAUAUGCUCCUGCAGGGAGACUUCGACCGAAAGGGCUCGUUCAGUCACGAGGAGAAUGAGAUUCUGGUUCCUAAAAGCCGAGACGACGAAUUCGAGGAAGGAGAAAUCAAGGAGGCGUUUCGGGCGGAGGAGUACGAUGGGAUCUACCAGGAAUUAGGGUUGCUCCUAUCAUGUGAGAUAAGGGAUAGAGAUGCAAGCGUCAAAGCACAGAAGAUGAGGCACCUCUAUGUGGUAAGAGACGGCCACUUGUUUAUAAAGCGGCAGGUCGGGAACCCCAGGAGGAUCGUAUGUGGAAGAAACCGACAAAUUGAUAUCAUAGCGGCCCUACACGAUGGUAUAGCAGGGGGGCACAGAGGGGUAAGUGCCACAUGCGCGAAGAUAAGCGAGCUCUACCUUUGGGAUGGGAUGCCGACGAUGGUUAUCAAAUACUGUCGGUCAUGUAUACCUUGUCAAGAGAGGUCAGCUCAAAGGCCUGGAGAACCCCUACACCCAAGGUUAGAAAGAGAAGUGGGUGCGGUCGUAGACCUGGACCUGUUAUUCAUGCCAGCAGGGGAGAAUGGAUGUAACUACAUCUUCGAUGCACGGGAUAACCUUACUGGGUUUGUGGACGGACGAGCUAUCCGGACAAAGAAUGGCCCGGUUUUGGCAAACUGCAUCGAGGAGUAUGACCUGCGAUACCCUUUUGUCAGGGAGUUCGUGAUGAAUCGAGGACUAGAGUUUACCUGCAAUGAGGUGAGGACGUUGCUUGCAGGGUAUGGCGUAGUGGCCAACUAUACUACGACCGCACACCCUCAAGCGAACGCUCUUGUGGAGAGAGGGCACAGUACCAUCACGAAUAUCCUGGCUAAGUGGACAGAGGGCAAGCCUGGUCAAUGGUCGAAAUUCCUACGGGCAGCUUUCUUCGUGGAGAAUGUUACGGCAAAGAGGCCUACCAAGUACGCGCCAUCCACGCUAUGGUAUGGGAGGCAUGCCACCUUUCCCAUAGAAAGCUUUAUGAAGACGUGGAGGCGCCAAGACUUGGAGGUAAACCUGUCUUUCAAGGAACUGCUCGAUAUUCGGGCACGGCAAGUGGGGGCGGCCGAAGAAAGAUUGCGAGAGGCCGCUGGUCAGGUGGAAAGGAGUCGCAUGGAAGAUAAGAUGAGGUCUGACUUUCCGAAGACAGCCAUGCAGAGGGGCGGGAGGGGCGCGCGGCCACGACAGGGGCCUCAGGUAGCAUCAGGAGGGGAUGACUCGCGCAGACCGGUUAGGAGGGAGUCUACGCCUAUCUUCGACGACGGUAACAUAGAGCUUUUUCUGGACUCCUACCAGGCACAUGCGACACGGGAGGGCUGGUCUACCUUGGAGAGGAUACGACACUUGAGGGGAGUUGGGCGCUUCGAGGAGCCUAUUGCGCAUAUUCGAGAGGAGGCGUUGACAUGGCAGGAUGUGGAGGCGAGGAUGCAGAUGCUGAGGGCUUCGCCGAUGGGACCGGAUGGAUUGCCUAUUCGAUUGGAGGAAGGCAAUGCGGAGGAGUUCAUCCCGGCCUAUGAGCAGUAUAUGCGCGACCAGGGGGCUGGGCAGGARGAGUGGAUGCAGAUGCUGCCCCUCUGGACACGGAGGGCGGAGAGGUCGUUGGCGAGGCAGAUYCGGGACAGGGCACACGACUGGGAGGACUGCCAGGCCCACUUGAGAAAGGCAUUUCGACGACUGGAGCCYRAGRGACCAGAGCCCAGGGUGGAGAGACGACAAAGGAGUAAGAGGCCACGGGGCCCAGAGGCGAGAGGGACCACUACGACCAGAGGGGGCCGAAAGGCCUUGGCACAGCGAGAGGGGCCAUCGGAGGCCGCCCAGGCGGUGGAGCCAGUUCAGGCGGAGGAGCCAGUUCAGGCCGCGGGGCCGGCUCAGGUGGCAGAGGUACCCCCUACCUAUGGACUCGAGCAGGUGGAGUUUUGCCGAAUCACGGGCAGUGAUCUACGGGGCCCGUCGCCGAUGUUGCCAGAGGGGGGGGAGGCGGUGCCGUUGAGGACGUCGCUCGACAGAUUGGAGGCUCAUCUUGAUGCGUCCCAGUGGGGGGUAUCACAGCGGGGAGCAGACAAGAGCGGACCGGCAUGGUAUGAGCCAGUGGAGGAUGAGCCAGAGGAGGAGCCACCUGCGCCGGGGCCUGAGGCGGGGUCUCGCGAACCCGAGGAGCCGCAGACUGAGGGGGUUAUCACUGUUGGGGAUGAUACCCCUCCUCCUACUCCGAUUCCUGAACAGGCGCGGCAGCAUUGGCCUGAAGGAAUUCCUGAAUCGGACAGCGAGGAGAUGUUGGGGCCCCCACCGGAGGCUACUAUGCCACUCCCGACGCAGGCGGAGCCAGAGGAGGGCGAGAGGGCAAGGACACCUACUAUCGUGGUGCCGCAACUAACUGGGUCUACAGGUGCACGUAUGGACGUGGAGGUGCCGACGUCCGGGGAGCCUCCGCCAGGGCCGCCACCCGCAGAGGAGGGGACAAGUGAGAGAGAUUCACUGCGGGAGGGUCACGAGGCGAGGACAAGGAAGCCACCGGGGGAGAAGAAAGAGGAGAAGCGCGCGAGGGUCGAGAGGGAUGCUGCUCGCCUGAGGUCGCGAGAAGCAGGACAGGGGAGUGAAAAAUUGGACGAGGCACGAGAGGCAGAGGACUUAGGAUUUUCAGCCGCCAGGAUGGAGAUUAAGCGUACAGACAGGGGGAUAGGUGAGGUGGCAAUCUCGUUCUUCCAGCGGUACUCCAUGCUCAACGAUGAGUUGGCGGCGUCGAGGUUAGAGGUGGGACAGUUGUCCACCCAACUUGCAGAAAAGAGGGCAGAGAACCAGGCGUGGAGGACCCGCAUGGAAGCCAAGGAGGCGGAGUGGGAGAAGAGGCUUCGGGACAUGGCGGCGAUGGUAGAGAGGCUCUCAGCCACUAAGGUGGUCGACUGGACGGAGCAGAGCCGGUAUGGUAUUCAGGGGAAGGAGGAUGAAGAGGCGACUGCGAUGGGAGAAGUCCGUGAGGGCACGCCACUGAGAUUGGACACUCCAGUGUACCGACCCGAGGGAGGUGAGGCGUUAGCAAGGCCAAGUACCCAGAUGAUGGAGGCGGGGCCGGCAGAGUCAUGGAGUAUGUCCCAGAGCCAUGAGAUGAGCAGGGAAACUCGCGAGACGUCGCCGUUGCCUGAGUCCCAGAAGAAGAAGAGGAGGUGUCGAGGGAGAUCAGACGAUCAGUGCUUCUUCUGCAAGGACGGCGUACAUAGAGCUCUUGAAUGCCCGAAGUUCCUUAAGGACAAGGCGGUCGAGAGAGUAACAGAGAGUGGUGGGAGAAUGUACGACAGGCGGGGGCGAGUGGUAGAGCGGGCUCCAGAUGGGGGCAGGGCACAGUUAUAUAGACAGAACCAGGAGGCUAUGAGUGAGUAGGGGCUGGUCCGUCUAUAUGACAGUAGGAUUAGAGCUCCUCUGUACGCAGAGACCGUGAUACGGGUGUACAUACUCUGAGUUAGCCAGGCGAGUCUC
Molecule: messenger RNA, 7282 nt
Organism: Chara braunii
Lineage: Eukaryota; Viridiplantae; Streptophyta; Charophyceae; Charales; Characeae
Source: the annotation of a GenBank genome assembly